AUGGUUGAGGAGUAUCAGCAGCAAGAUCAACAGGCCCAUGAAACCAUCAUCCAGGCCGGGGAGUUAGAUGAAGCCACGCCAUGGUUGAAUCGGACGGGGUGGGUUCGGUAUUUACAAGGGACCCCCCGGCAGCCAUUAUUCGAGAGUACCCAGCGCCCCGAGGAGGAUGCCGAGGGACCAGAGCGUAUCGCAUUGGUCAUUUGGGAGGCCAUGGAGCGAUUGGCAUCGGUGAGCCAGGAGAUCGCCAAGGCGUGCGGGCAUUUAGUACGCAUUGAUGUGGUCCGUACGAUGAAGGACGAGAGUCCACAUAAGCCAUUAUUGGCAUAUUUAGAUGCCACCGCCAUUCAAAAGCAUGUGGCACCGUGGCAGCAGAUUAUGAUGUUUUUUGCACGAACCCAGAUUGAACAUGAUUGGGAAUCACCCAAGUAUUCAUUUACCCCCCGACAGCAGCAGUUAUGGGAUGCCGUGUGGCGCCAUGCCCAGGCCCAGGCCAGUUGUCCCGACCCCGAGGAUGAUGAGCCCGAGCCAUUCGAGAUUCGUCCCAUCGAGCAUGCAUUAUUAACGUUUUGCAUCGAUUUAUUACGCCAGAAGAUCCGCAACGAUGAAUAUGGAUGUGCCAUGAUUUGUGCCACCGCCGUGAUUGGAUGCGGGCAGUUUGGUUGGGCCACGCCCGAGAAUUUCCCCCCCCGGAUAUCCAGUUUGAUCAAGAUCGCGCGGUUUUUUAUUUUGCACAAAGCAUUGCGGUUAGACCCCCGGUCAUCGGAGAUCCGUCGUGGGUUCGCCGGGCAGCAGAACCCGCCAUGGUUUGAAGGUGAUAUGAUCGGCAUCGAUGAGGCAUAUGCCCACGAUGAUGAAGGAUAUGGCAGUGCCCCCCCAUCCCCGGUGGCCAUGCGUAGUCCCCCCCCACCAGCGAUGACAUAUUAG
Molecule: messenger RNA, 924 nt
Organism: Penicillium manginii
Lineage: Eukaryota; Fungi; Ascomycota; Eurotiomycetes; Eurotiales; Aspergillaceae
Exons: 2
Coding region: 1-924 (307 amino acids)
Source: RefSeq, a predicted model, not a curated record